GAGUUUUUAUUUUGUUUUCUUUUUUUAUUUAAUUGAUUCGAUGAACUUUGUGCCAUUAAAAUUACUUCUUGAGCUCCGAAAAUUCACGGAAAAUUCCGGAGAGUAUUUUAGGGCACAAAGAAUAUUGCAAAAUAUUCCCGGCCAAUGAUUUUUAAGGGAAAAUUUUAAUUCUCCCAUUAUUUCACUUGAUUAAAUUGAUUUAACUUUUAUUUAAUUUCUAGAAAAUGUAUUAUUAAUUGAUUUUUAUUCCCGAACGAAAAUCGGGGCGUUACAACGGCCAUCACCACCACUACCCCGACGUUCCAGCGUGGAUCGGAGUGGUCCAUCCUCUUCACGUCGCGGGUACGAAGCGGCCCACACAUCUCACGGUCGUCCUUCCUUUCAGCACACCCCAGCACCGGAGUACACCAGGGGGUCAGCCGGAUCAGGGGUACCCACGUCGAGCACGGCACCACCACGUCCGCAGGUAUUCCAAACUCCGCCUUAUGUUCACCCCUCGCAGGGAGCUUCUGGGUCGGCACACUUCCCUUACAUGCCAACGGGGGACAACGUGUUGAACACACCAGUAUGGGGACUUCAUAUCACUCCGCGUGCGCCAGAGCAGGGCCACACACAGCAUACAUACGAUGAGUACGGUUCGGCGUCGACGCAUCACGGAGUGCCUGCUUACUCCCCUCGCACAGCAUUCAUUGAGGACUUCUUUUUCACUGAUCCUCCCCAGGGGGAAGUAGGGAUGGAUUACUGGCACGCAGCACCUCAGGUCACACAGCCGACGCAGGAGACGGAGGCCGGUCAGGGGCCAGACGUGACACCACAGCAGGCAGCUAGAGAUAGGCACCCCCCUGAUAAUUUGACAUAUCCCACUGAGCAGAUUAGGCGUAGGAAGAAGGGAGGACCUAGCAAGCGUGCGAAGGGCACUGAUCGUCCUUGACUUAUCUAUUUGUAUUAAACUUUUAGUCAUUUAUGUUCUGUCCGUACUAUUUGAGAAACACUUUACGAUUAACUUAGUACUAUCAGGACUAUUUCAUAAACUUCUUCGGAUAAUUACUCAGUAGCAUACCCUUCGAAUGAAUCAUGACAAAUUAUCAUUCAAAUAUACAAAUAAUGAAACUAAAUAAUUCAAAUAUUUUAACCAACAAAUAAAUACUACAAUUUCUGACCAAACAUUAUCAAAACCCUAAAUCACAUACAUAUAACAUUACAAAAAUAUUUUCCUUUCUUACACACUAAAAUAAAUUACAUAUUAUUAAAAAAAAUAACUUAUUACAAAUAAAUGGAGAACGCGACCCUG
This is a messenger RNA of Oryza sativa Japonica Group (Japanese rice), 1291 nucleotides long. Lineage: Eukaryota; Viridiplantae; Streptophyta; Magnoliopsida; Poales; Poaceae. The record is from RefSeq and is a predicted model, not a curated record.